Messenger RNA from Melozone crissalis (California towhee), 1026 nucleotides. Its product is annotated as protein ecdysoneless homolog. The transcript is spliced from 9 exons. Gene Ontology annotation, cellular component: nucleus. NCBI's taxonomy places the organism in Eukaryota, Metazoa, Chordata, Aves, Passeriformes, Passerellidae. The record is from RefSeq and is a predicted model, not a curated record.
AUGGAGGCGCUGCUGCGGCCGGCGCUGCCCGAGGACGCGGUGCGCUCCCGCCUGUUGGCGACGGCGGCGGGCCCAGGCGGCGAGGCGCUGCUGCGGCGCUGCGUUGAGCUGGCCCUGGUGCGCUUGGCCCCGCUCCUGGCCGCCUGCGUGUGGCAGCGGCAGCCGUUCCGCCUGCGCUACGUGCCGGGCCGCGGCGAGAUCCCGGCGCACUUGGGCGGCACCGCGGUGUUCGGGGAUAAGGUGGAGGAUGAGUGGUUCAUUGUGUAGCUGCUGCGGGACAUGAGCAGGGAGUUCGCGGGGCUGGCAGCCAGAAUUGAUGACAACGAUGGAGAGUUUCUCUUGAUAGAAGCAGCUGAUUUUCUCCCAAAGUGGCUGAAUCCUGAGAACAGUAAAAACAGGGUGACUUUCACUCGGUGUUUAUAUGCACAGCUGGUGCAGCAGCAGUUUGUUCCAGACAGACGCAGUGGAUACACCCUGCCCGCCCCAGCUCAUCCUCAGUACAGAGCCUGCGAGCUGGGCAUGAAGCUGUCUCAUGGCUUUGAAAUGUUGUGCUCCAAGAGCAGUAAAGUGGCUCCUGAUGCCAAGAGAAACGUGUUAAGCGGUCCUCUGUGGGAGAGAUUCCUCAGGAGCUUGAAGGAGAAGGAUUAUUUCAAGGGAGAAAUGGAAGGAUCAGCCAAGUACCUGGAACUGUUGCACAUGGCAGAAGAUCACUUCCAGCAAUCUGUUGCAGUGCCAGAAAGCUGUGAUGAAGUGAGCCCAGGUGAUGAAAUCCUGACACUACUACAGACAACCCCCAUUGAUGUGAAGGAAUUGGAGAGAGAAGCAGCUUUUCUUCCUGCAGGGGAUGAUGACAGCUGGCUGGAUAUUACACGAGGUGCUCUGGAUCAGAUGCUGAAGGAGACAAGAAAUGAGUCCCUUCCUUCCCCAAAUGAGGAGGAGCAAAACUAUGACUUGGAAACAGUUGCUGAGAGCAUGAAGGCUUUUGUGUCCAAAGUCUCCACGCAGGAAGGAGCAGAAGUUGGGUGA